Messenger RNA from Vitis riparia (riverbank grape), 507 nucleotides. RefSeq names its product alpha/beta hydrolase domain-containing protein 17C-like. The transcript is spliced from 3 exons. Lineage: Eukaryota; Viridiplantae; Streptophyta; Magnoliopsida; Vitales; Vitaceae. The record is from RefSeq and is a predicted model, not a curated record. The coding region runs from base 1 to 507 and encodes 168 amino acids.
AUGGCGAGAGGGAAUAGCAGCCAUGAAAGUGGUUGCAAGCCCAUGCUUGCUGAGAGCCACCAUUUCAGAGGGAAUAGGGUGCAUGGUCUUGCUUUUAGCGGUGAAAUUCACCUUCUUUCCGUCGUCGCCGAUGACAUUCCACUUGCCGACGAUAGUUCGCUUGAUGUUCUGCUUGUCAAUACUAAGUGUGGUAACAAGAUCGUCGUUUUCUAUCCGAGGAACCCUUAUGCUCGCCUCACUCUGCUGUACUCUCAUGGCAAUGCUGUUGACCUUGGCCAGCUUUAUGAUCUCUUUGUUCAGCUCAAGGUCAAUCUUAGAGUUAAUCUCAUGGGAUAUGACUAUUCUGGCUAUGGAGCCUCUAUUGGUAAGCCCGGUGAAUCCAAUACUUAUGCUGACAUAGAAGCAGUUUACGAAUGUCUUGAGACUGAGUAUGGAGUUAGCCAGGAAGACUUAAUUUUGUAUGGGCAGUCAAUCAGGAGUGGGCCAACACUGCACUUGGUUGCUUAA